UGCACGCUUGGGCACGGCCUUUAAUAUCGCGGUGUUAUGAUCUGGAGUCGGAUGCAGAAUUAGUCAAGUAAUGAACUUUUAGGUGCUACUUGAGCCCCAUGCAUCCCCAAAUGAAAAUGAAAUUGAUAUCUUAUGUUGUGCAAAGUUUUAGAGUAGCUAAAAUUUUUACCGAAAAUUCAGAUCGUAUUAGUAGCAUUGAUUUUUCGUCUGAUGGUAAUACUUUGAUUUCGAGCAGUGAUGACGAUUCCAUUGUGAUUUAUGAUUGUGAAAAAGGAGUUCAUAAAAGAACUCUUCACAGCAAAAAAUAUGGUGCAGAUCUUGUUCGUUUCACUCAUGCCGAGAACUCGGCUGUUCAUAGUUCCACAAAAAUUGAUGAUACCAUCAGAUAUUUAUCACUUCAUGAUAAUAAAUACAUAAGGUAUUUCACUGGACACACAAAGAAAGUUGUGUCUCUUUCAAUGUCCCCUAUAGACGAUUCACUAAUCUCAGGUUCUUUAGACAAAUCAGUGAGACUUUGGGAUCUUCGUUCCCCAAACUGUCAGGGGUUAAUAGCCCAGUCUGGUAAACCAAUUGCUAGUUUUGACCCUGAAGGUUUAAUUUUUGCUGUUGCUAAUAAUUCCGAGGAUAUUAAACUGUAUGACUUGAGAUCAUUUGAUAAGGGUCCGUUUAACACAUUUGUACCACCUAAAGAAGAUGUUGCUGAAUGGAUGAGUUUGAAAUUCAGUCCUAACGGGAAAAUGCUUUUAAUCUCUACUAAUGGACAGGCUGUUCACAUUUUGGAUGCUUAUCAUGGGAAGAACUUAGCAACAUUUACUAGCCGUGCUAACAGUAAAGGAAUUCCUUUAGAAGCUUCAUUCAGUCCAGAUUCACAGUUUGUGUUUUCUGGUUCAACUGAUGGUACUAUUCAUGUUUGGAAUGCUGAAACUGGUUUAAAAACAACCAUUCUACAAGGUGGUCACAGCAGUCCGAUGCAUUGUGUUCAGUUUAAUCCUAAGUAUAUGAUGUUAGUUUCUGCAUCAACUCAAAUGGCAUUUUGGUUGCCGGCUUUACCUGAUGAUGAACUGUGAUACUUCUUUUGAAGUUCUGAGUGAAAAGAUAUGAAUUCAUUUGUCACACAAACUUUACUCUGUGAUAAAAAUCUUAAAAUCAUAUGAAAUAUUUAGUCAUAUAUUGUAUGUUAUCAAAGUUGUGGGCUUAGAGGCCUUUUGAUUUCCCCCCCUCAUUUUGUGCCCUUGUGAAUUUAUACUUUUUAUUGUACCAAACUGUAUAUUGAAGUAUUUUACAACAAAAGAACUACCAAAGGAUUUUCUUUUCCUCAUUUUUUUUUCUUCAAAUUUAUACAAUUGUCAUUACUAUCUACAAUCAAGUCAUUGACAUUCAUUGUGUAUGUGACGUCAAAAUCUCAACUUGAUAGUGCCUACAAAUUAUGAGCUAUUAUUGAAUUCUUCGCUUAUGGUGCUGUUACAUGUGGUAUCUAAACAGCUGUUCCUUUUGUAAAUUCGCACAACAUUUCUUUACAUGGUCCAUGAAUAUCACGGGUAAGGCAGCUUAGCUAAACGCCAAUAAGUUUAGAUUGAACGUAAGUUGUGUGGUCUGUCAUCGAUUCUAAAAAAUAUAUACAGGGUGAUUCAAAAAAGAAUAGUGAGGUUUCAUAAGGCUACCAAUUUGGGAUUAUUGGACCUCUGGGUGGAGCUUGAAAGGUGGAGUUGGUAAAGUUUCAAUUGGCUACCACUAAAUGUCGUUGCGUUUUAUCGUAUGUAUCCCACUUGUUAUUUAUAAAGGGAUCAGGGGAAAAAAGUAUUUUCUUUCAAACAAAAAAUUUUUUUACAAGUUUUAUUUUUAAUAAAAGAUGCAAUUACUAUGGUUAACAGCAGAUUUUUGCCGUACAUUCAGGAAAUUCCCAAUCCUGGUUUGAUAGAAAUCGGGUCCUUUUGGACAAAAAUGUCUGAAGAUGGCUUUUUGAAUGCCAGCCAAAUUUCUAAUUUUUUUGUCACCUAGUCACUGGCGAGCUAAUUUAUUCCAGCAAUUGUCAAUAAAAAAAGUGGUUUUGAAACAAGGUUAGGCAAGACCCCACUGCUCAUAACUAAACCAAAGGGUGAAAAUAAUUCAUUUGGAUGGGUUGCCUUGCCCACCGUUCUCUCCCUACAUCGCACCAUCUGAUUUCUCUUUAUUUCUUUGAUUAUGUGAUAAAAAAAAAACCCUUGGCUAAUAUCCAAAAUGCCACCUACAGACAUUUUGGUCCAAAACAACUUGAUUUUUAUCGAUAUGGGAUUGAAAAUUUCUUUGCUAUCUGGCAAAAAGUUGUUGCAAAUGCGGGUAAUUACAUCAUUGAUUAGAAAUAAAAAUUUGUUAAAAAUGUAUUUGUUUGUACAAAACGACAUUACUUCCCAGUCUCGGUAAUAUUAUUGAAUUAGUCAAAAUGGCGGUCCAGCAAAGGAUAAUUUACCACUUUAUAGUUGGUCCCCUAGGUCACCAGACCUACCACCAUGUGGUUUUUGACUGUGGAGAAAUGUAAAGGAUAUUGCGUUUAUACCCCCCCCCCCCUACCUGCUAUAUUCGACAAGCUGAAAAAUUAAAUCACUGCAGCAAUUGCUUCUGUGAUGGCGUUUAUGCUACAACCUGUAUAGCAGGAAUUUGUAAGAAAAUUUGUAAAAAAAAAUUUGCUUAUUUGUUAAUUUUAUUGUUAGAAAUAUACAAGUUUGAAACCUCACCAUUCUUUUUUAAUCACCCUGUACAUUGUAAGAGUGUUUCUAAAUGUUCCCUCUCCUCGUCUAAUGUGUUCUUUUAAAUUCACAUGAUUAUUAUACAAAAAAAAACUAGCUCAUAUAAGCUGUUUAAGGAAAAUAUUGUGUAAUAUGCUUCCAUUUUAUAAUAGAAAUGUUCUUACUUAAAUACCUGUUGUAUAAAUAAUUAUUCAGUCUCUCUUACAUUUUAUAAAUUUACAUUAGUAACACCACCUUCAAAUGAUAUUGGGCUAUUCCAUGGAAGAGCCGCAUUUUGUCCUACAUGUGAGAGAUACUAUGUUUUAUUAAAAAGUAGUAAUUUUAAAAUGUAACAAGCAAUUUUUUUUGCUUAAGGAAUCACACAAAUGUUUGUGAUGAUGACCUUAUGCAUCAAAAUGCUAAAUUAAUUUUUCAGUUAUUUUUAAUGAAAAAUAUUAACUUGCGGGACACACCGUUUUCCCGUGGAAUAAGUCUACAUAGGUUUCUAGAUUUAAAGAGAAAAAUAGUUUUUUUUUUUCAUUCUACUUAUGCUGUUUGUGGUACAGAACUUAAUUAAUUCUUCAUUAAUUAAAUUGUUCAUUCGUGCAUGUCCAGGAUGUAGAUGUAUGCAGAUUUCCUUUCUCAUCAAAUGACUAUAUACAAUUAGUGAAAUUCCAGAUAGUUCAAUGUUGGUGUAUGGAGAAUCUAGAAGUUUUACUACCAGGGGGGAGAUUUUUUGAAGAAAAAUUUGCUCAUAUAUUAAAUACUUCUCUGGAAAUUAAUUUUCAAGCUAAUUAGUUUGAGGAAAAAUAUUUAUUUCCAAAAUUUUCACUGUUCUUGUUUAAUUUUAUUUAAAAAUGGUGCAGAAUUUCCAAAUGAGGUUAAAUGCCUUUAUCAGUCCUUGUUACUGCAAACUAAAUACUUUAAACAAAGUUUUGAAAAUUUUAGCAGGAUGUUACCAAAUAUCUAUUUAACAUACAUAUUGGGUAAUCAUUCAUUACCAAACAUACUUGGUAAUUCAUAAAUGAAUAACUUAAGAGAAAUGAUCAAUAUAUCAUGUUGAUUUGCUAAACAUUUCUUAAGAAUGAAACUGUACCCCCAUGUUUCAUAUGUAAAAAUAAAAAAAAAUCAUUUUAAUUUCGUAAGCAUUUUAAAGAGAAUUAUUGACUUUAAGUAUUUAAUAUAUAUCUGUUAACCCGUUCGGGACGGCAGCUGUUACACGCGGACUGAACAAUGAAUAAAAUAACAAUGAAUAAAAUGUACACUUCUCGUAGAAACAAAACCAUUUUUUAAUAUAUGAUAAAAUACGUAUGUUAUAAUUUCAAUCAUAACCAAAAAAUUAAAUGAACAAUAAAAAAAAAACAAAA
Messenger RNA from Uloborus diversus, 4069 nucleotides. RefSeq names its product WD repeat-containing protein 82-like. NCBI's taxonomy places the organism in Eukaryota, Metazoa, Arthropoda, Arachnida, Araneae, Uloboridae. The transcript is spliced from 9 exons. Gene Ontology annotation, molecular function: protein binding; chromatin binding. The record is from RefSeq and is a predicted model, not a curated record. Bases 99 to 1067 code for a protein of 322 amino acids. Gene Ontology annotation, cellular component: Set1C/COMPASS complex.